Messenger RNA from Rotaria sp. Silwood1, 1761 nucleotides. The record is from the annotation of a GenBank genome assembly. NCBI's taxonomy places the organism in Eukaryota, Metazoa, Rotifera, Eurotatoria, Philodinida, Philodinidae.
AUGAGUGAGCAAGUCAUCACACCACGAGAACACAUCCAACGCGAUCAUCGUGCAGCAACUCCAAGAAGAAAGAUUGCGUUUCUUCGCGAACCUGACAAAGCAAAUGCAGUCCAUGGCAAAAUAUCGAAAGGUACAGAAUUCGAAGCAAUUAUCAAUAAUUUUCGUCAACCUCCUGAAAAGCCCGCUAUGGAAACAAUCGAGAAGAGAAAUUCUGUAUUCAUGAUUAAACCAUUCAAAUUUGAUCAAUCGAAUCCUGAUCGUGAACCAACACCGAUUUUUAGUGGAAGUGUUUAUCUUGACCGAUGGGAUGAAAAUCAUGUUCGUAUGCCAUGUUCACGAUCGUUUAAAUUUGUUUAUUCACAUGAUGAACGUGCUUAUUUUAUGUCAACUGUUUUAUCUAAUAUUUGUGAUCUUGCACUGAAUGUUGAUAAAAUUUGUAGUCGACCACCACCAUUGUUACGUAUUGGAACAAAUCUUUUAGUUACUAUGUCUCAACGACAAGCUGCUUCAUUAUUAGCAUGCGCCUUUUUCUGUUUAUUUCCAUUUCGUCAUGAUGAUAAACCUAACGAAGCCUAUGCAAAUUUUCAAGAUCCGAAUUUUAAAAAAUUAUAUAUUCAUGGACCUCCGCAAAAAAUAGAAAAAGUCAGAUGUAUUUUACAUUAUUUUAAACGAAUCACAGAAAAAAUGCCCACUGGGGUAAUUACAUUUCGGCGUUAUUCAUUACCUGAUAGUUCUUAUCCGGAUUGGUUACAUUCAAAUGCCAAUAUCUCUCCCUUACACUUGACAACGGGUGAAAAGAUAGAAGAUGUUAAUUGUGUUUUACAAGUUGAUUUUGCUAAUCAAUAUAUUGGAGGUGGCGUUUUAGGUACUGGUUGUGUACAAGAAGAGAUUCGUUUUACUAUCUGUCCUGAAAUGCUUGUUAGUUUACUUGUUUGCGAAAAAAUGGAGUCGAACGAAUGUAUUUUUCUUAUCGGAUGCGAACGAUAUUCAUCAUAUGAUGGUUAUGCUGAUUCAUUUCAUUUUGCAGGAAACUAUAAAGAUACUACACCUAAAGAUAAUUGGGGUCAAAAAUGGUGCCAUGUAGUAGCUAUGGAUGCUAUUUAUUUUCGUAAUCCAACUGUGCAGUAUCAGAUGAAAUGCGUGCGCCGUGAGUUAAUUAAAGCUUACGCGAGCUUUCGUCCUCGGCCAGCAAAGAAUGCAUCAGAAAGUUUGUUUGGUAUUGCUACUGGAAAUUGGGGUUGUGGUGCAUUCAACGGUAGUAAACAACUGAAAGCAAUUAUUCAACUAAUGACUGCUUCGGAAGCUGGACGUCCACUAGUUUAUGCAGCUUAUCUAGAUGGAAAUUUAGUUAACUCAUUCUUUGACGUUUAUCAAUAUUUAUUAAGUGAAGAAGCAAAAAGUACAAUUUGUACUUAUAUUCGCGCAGCCCUCAAAUGGCAACGACUUGUGAAUACUGACUUUUCUAAACCCUUCCGUCUUACACCACAGCUCAACUCCAAAAAUGAUAUUAUUUGGUCCACCAGUCGACAAGUUGCUGAUAAACAUGGUGGUUAUUAUGGUCGUAAAAAAUUUGCUCCUGGUGUUAUGCUUUGGGGUGGCAUAAGUUGGAAUGGUUUAAUUCCACGAGAGGCACCAGUGCUUAUCGAUGAGUUUUUGGAAGGAUAUCAAUGGUCAAAACGUGCCAAGAAAACAAUGAAUGGUACCCGAUAUGCUGAUCUCAUUAGAACUAUUGCUUAUCCAGCUAUUAUGCAACAAUAUUGA